GGAGCCUGCAGGGAGGUAGUGCCCUUGACCAGGAAUCGAACCCACAAACCUUUGGUCCACAGGCCAAUGCUCUAAUCACUGAGCCGGACAUUUCUUAGAACAUGUUGAUGCCUUCUGGUUCUUCAAGGAACGUAGAAGAUUCUUUCUUCCUUUUUUUCAAAGUUGUAAAUGGAAUUUUGCUGAAAUGCCAUCAGAGAUUGGACUUUUGGUUAAGGGUGGAGUUUGGCUAUGCCACAUCCUGCUCCCAAGUCCUGGAACUCCUUUUCCUCAGAAUACGUAUCACUCAACACAUUUGCCUUAUUAAAAACAACUGGUAGUAACUUCACUAGCUGUUCAGUGGUUCACAAAGAUGCAGAGCUAACAUUUUUAAGAGAGUGAUGAAGGUGGAGCAGAUGUGGACUGCAAGCUGCAGGGAAUUAGAUGCUGUUAUGAAUUUUACAAGUUGCAAAUGAAGAGGAAGGAGUGGGAUUCUGAGGAGGUGGAGUCACAUUUUAUUGGAAACAAUGAAGACAAUGGCUUUCAGAUUUUAAAAACAACUAGAGAACAUCUGCACUUUUGGCUUUUUCUAGUUGAAGGCUCUUGGAACGUAUUUGCCUUUGAUUAUUGCUUUUGGUCCAUGGAUGAAUCUAACACCGCAAAGUAUGCUGGUCAAGAGGUGGUUUUCAAGUGCCUUGGGGAAGGAAUUCUUGAAAAAGCCUUUCAGGGGUAUAACGCUUGUAUUUUUGCAUAUGGACAGACAGGCUCAGGAAAAUCCUUCUCUAUGAUGGGCAAUGCUGAGCAGCUGGGCCUCAUCCCAAGGCUCUGCUGUGCUUUAUUUAAAAGGAUCUCUCUGGAGCAAAAUGAGUCACAGACCUUUAAAGUGGAAGUAUCCUAUAUGGAAAUUUAUAAUGAGAAAGUUCGAGAUCUUUUGGACCCCAAAGGGAGUAGACAGUCUCUUAAAGUUCGAGAGCAUAAAGUUUUGGGACCGUAUGUAGAUGGUUUAUCCCAACUGGCUGUCACUAGUUUUGAGGAUAUUGAGUCACUGAUGUCUGAGGGAAAUAAGUCUCGGACGGUAGCUGCUACCAACAUGAAUGAAGAAAGUAGCCGCUCGCACGCCGUGUUCAACAUCAUAGUCACACAGACACUUUAUGACUUGCAGUCUGGGAACUCUGGAGAGAAAGUCAGCAAGGUCAGCUUGGUGGACCUGGCUGGAAGCGAAAGAGUGUCCAAAACAGGAGCCGCCGGAGAGCGACUGAAAGAAGGCAGCAACAUUAACAAAUCACUGACAACCUUGGGGUUGGUUAUCUCAUCACUGGCUGACCAGGCAGCUGGCAAGGGUAAAAACAAAUUUGUGCCUUAUCGAGAUUCAGUCCUCACUUGGCUUCUUAAGGACAAUUUGGGAGGCAACAGCCAGACCUCUAUGAUAGCCACCAUUAGCCCAGCAGCAGACAACUAUGAAGAGACCCUCUCCACAUUGCGAUACGCAGAUCGAGCCAAAAGGAUUGUUAACCAUGCCAUUGUGAAUGAGGAUCCCAAUGCAAAAGUCAUCCGGGAACUGCGGGAGGAAGUCGAGAAACUGAGAGAGCAGCUCUCGCAGGCUGAGGCUAUGAAGGCCCCUGAACUGAAAGAGAAGCUUGAAGAGUCUGAAAAGCUGAUAAAAGAACUAACAGUGACUUGGGAAGAGAAGCUGAGGAAAACAGAAGAAAUUGCACAGGAGAGACAACGACAACUUGAAAGUAUGGGGAUUUCCCUGGAGACAUCUGGUAUUAAGGUGGGAGAUGACAAGUGCUACUUAGUCAACCUGAAUGCAGACCCUGCUCUCAAUGAACUUCUGGUUUACUAUUUAAAGGACCACACGAGGGUGGGAGCAGAUACCUCCCAGGACAUCCAGCUCUUCGGUAUAGGAAUCCAGCCUGAGCACUGCGAGAUUGACAUCGCCCCCGACGGCGACGUCACUCUUACUCCGAAAGAAAAUGCAAGGUCCUGUGUAAAUGGUACCCUCGUGUGCAAUACCACCCAGCUGUGGCACGGUGAUAGAAUCCUGUGGGGAAAUAACCACUUUUUUAGAAUUAAUUUACCUAAGAGGAAACGGCGAGAUUGGUUGAAAGACUUCGAAAAAGAAACAGGCCCUCCAGAGCAUGACCUGGAUGCAGCCAGUGAAGCUUCUUCGGAACCAGACUAUAACUAUGAAUUUGCACAGAUGGAGGUUAUCAUGAAAACACUGAAUAGUAACGACCCAGUUCAAAAUGUGGUGCAGGUCCUGGAGAAACAAUACCUGGAAGAGAAGCGGAGUGCGCUUGAGGAGCAGCGGCUCAUGUAUGAGCGGGAGCUGGAGCAGCUCCGCCAGCAGCUCUCCCCGGAGAGGCAGCCCCAGAGCAGCAGCCCCGACCGCCUGGCCUACAGCCAGACAGCUCAGCAGAAGGUGACCCAGUGGGCAGAGGAGAGGGAUGAACUCUUCCGUCAGAGCCUGGCAAAACUGCGCGAGCAGCUAGUUAAGGCUAACACCUUGGUGAGGGAGGCAAACUUCUUAGCCGAGGAAAUGAGCAAACUCACUGACUACCAGGUGACUCUGCAGAUCCCUGCUACAAACCUCAGUGCCAAUAGAAAGAGAGGAGCAAUAGUGAGUGAGCCAGCUAUUCAAGUGAGGAGGAAAGGGAAAGGCACGCAAGUUUGGACCAUUGAGAAGCUGGAGAAUAGAUUAAUUGAUAUGAGAGACCUUUAUCAAGAAUGGAAGGAAAAAGUUCCCGAGGCAAAGAGACUUUAUGGGAAACGAGGUGACCCCUUCUAUGAAGCCCAAGAGAAUCACAACCUCAUCGGGGUGGCUAAUGUGUUUUUGGAGUGUCUCUAUUGUGAUGUGAAACUUCAGUAUGCAGUUCCUAUCAUCAGCCAGCAGGGGGAGGUUGCAGGGCGUCUCCACGUGGAAGUGAUGCGGGUCACAGGGGCUGUCCCAGAGCGCGUCGUGGAAGACGACUCCUCAGAGAACUCCAGUGAGAGUGGGAGUCUUGAAGUCGUAGACAGCAGUGGGGAAGUCAUUCACCGAGUCAAAAAACUGACAUGCCGGGUAAAAAUUAAAGAAGCAACUGGGCUGCCCUUAAACCUCUCGAAUUUUGUCUUCUGUCAAUACACAUUCUGGGACCAGUGUGAGUCCACAGUGGCUGCCCCAGUAGUGGACCCAGAGGUGCCUUCCCCACAGUCCAAGGAUGCCCAGUAUAGUGUGACCUUCUCUCACUGUAAGGACUAUGUGGUGAACGUAACCGAGGAAUUCCUGGAGUUCAUUUCAGAUGGAGCGCUGGCGAUUGAAGUGUGGGGCCACCGGUGUGCUGGAAAUGGUAGCUCCAUCUGGGAGGUGGAUUCUCUUCAUGCUAAGACAAGAACGCUGCAUGACAGGUGGAAUGAAGUGACUCGCAGAAUAGAAAUGUGGAUCUCCAUAUUAGAACUGAACGAGUUAGGGGAAUAUGCUGCAGUGGAGCUUCACCAGGCGAAAGACGUCAACACUGGAGGCAUCUUUCAGCUCAGACAGGGUCAUUCCCGGAGAGUGCAAGUCACAGUAAAACCUGUACAGCAUUCAGGGACACUGCCACUUAUGGUUGAAGCCAUCCUGUCAGUAUCUAUUGGCUGUGUGACUGCCCGGUCCACCAAGCUCCAAAGAGGGCUGGACAGUUACCAG
Molecule: messenger RNA, 3646 nt
Organism: Myotis lucifugus (little brown bat)
Lineage: Eukaryota; Metazoa; Chordata; Mammalia; Chiroptera; Vespertilionidae
Product: kinesin-like protein KIF13A
Exons: 23
Biological process (GO): regulation of protein localization; microtubule-based movement
Cellular component (GO): adherens junction
Molecular function (GO): cell adhesion molecule binding; microtubule motor activity; ATP binding
Source: RefSeq, a predicted model, not a curated record